Molecule: messenger RNA, 1127 nt
Organism: Trematosphaeria pertusa
Lineage: Eukaryota; Fungi; Ascomycota; Dothideomycetes; Pleosporales; Trematosphaeriaceae
Product: mitochondrial carrier
Exons: 2
Coding region: 5-925 (306 amino acids)
Biological process (GO): transmembrane transport
Cellular component (GO): mitochondrial inner membrane
Molecular function (GO): S-adenosyl-L-methionine transmembrane transporter activity
Source: RefSeq, a predicted model, not a curated record
AAGCAUGCAGAAUGUCUUCGAGCCGCAACGCGGCCGCGCAUGGGUUGAGUCACCCUACCUGCGGUCCCUCAUAGCAGGCGGCCUAGCCGGCACAACAGUAGACCUAUCCCUCUACCCCCUCGACACGCUAAAAACACGGCUCCAAUCCUCCUCGGGCUUCACCUCCAGCGGCGGCUUCAACGGCAUCUAUCGGGGCGUCGGCAGCGCGCUCAUCGGAUCCGCUCCCGGCGCAGCCCUCUUCUUCAUAACCUACGAUUCUAUAAAACGGCACUUAACGCCUUCCACGCCGACAAUCGCUCGCAAUGCCGAGGGGAAGCCCUAUAGAGAUAACGGGUAUAAGGAGGAUAGGGGCAGGGAGGCGCUUGUGCACAUGCUGGCAGCGAGUUUGGGUGAGGUAGCUGCGUGUGCGGUUCGGGUGCCGACGGAGGUUGUCAAGCAGAGGGCGCAGGCUAGCCAGCAUCCCUCAUCUCUCUCGGCGCUCACGUAUAUACUGAAUCAGCGGCAUACACAUGGCUACGUACAUGUCUGGCGGGAACUCUACCGCGGCUGGAGCAUAACCAUCAUGCGCGAGGUCCCCUUUACGGUGAUCCAGUUCCCGCUGUGGGAAGCGCUGAAGAGGUGGCGUAUACACAAGACAGGCAAGAGCGAGGUCAGCGGGCUAGAAGGAGGCGUGCUGGGAAGUAUAGCGGGAGCUGUAGCGGCGGGGAUAACGACGCCGUUGGAUGUGCUCAAGACGCGCAUGAUGCUGGCCAAGGAGAAACAGCCCAUGUUCACCAUGUUGAGGGAGAUACUACGACAGUCGGGACCGAGAGCAUUCUUCGCUGGAAUAGGGCCCAGGGUGGGGUGGAUAAGUGCAGGAGGUGCGAUCUUCCUCGGCUCCUACCAAUGGGCUAGUAAUGUUUUGGGAGGAGUCGAAGAGCUGUAAGAGUUCUGCACGAUCUUGACGAAUGGAAUGUUCCGAGUGUAAGACUAUGUAAAUAGCAGGGACAGCAAGCGAUUGCGAAUCUCAGGAAGACGACGCCGCUGUAUUAUACCUACAGACCCAGGCUCAAGCCAUGUAGACAUGGAGCACCCAUGGGGUAUGCGCGAGGCAAAGCUCAACUAUGUACAAUACACAAAAAAAGCAG